Messenger RNA from Alligator mississippiensis (American alligator), 2456 nucleotides. It is a transcript of the gene AAGAB, whose product is annotated as alpha and gamma adaptin binding protein. NCBI's taxonomy places the organism in Eukaryota, Metazoa, Chordata, Crocodylia, Alligatoridae. The transcript has 10 exons. Bases 35 to 982 code for a protein of 315 amino acids. The record is from RefSeq and is a predicted model, not a curated record.
AGCGGAAGCGGCGACACAAGAGGGGAGGGGAGCCAUGGCGGCGGAGGGGCCCUGCGCGUUGGUCACGAGCUGCGCCACCGACUUCGCCGGGGACGAGUUGGUGAAACGUAUCAUAGGAACAGAAGACCUGACUGUGGAUGUGCCUGCCAACGGAGGAGUGAGAUUUUACCCCUGGACCAUAGAUAAUAAAUACUACUCUGCUGAUAUCCAUCUUUGUGUGGUACCAAACAAGUUCCUGGUGACAGCAGAAAUUGCAGAAUCUGUCCAGGCAUUUGUGGUUUACUUUGACAGCACAAUAAAAUCUGGUCUUGAUAGUGUCUCAACAUGGCUUUCCCUCACGGAAGAAUGGUUACCAGAGGUUAUGAUCUUGGUCUGUGACAGAGUAUCUGAAAAUGGUGUGAGCAGACAAAAAGCUCAGGAGUGGUGCAUCAAGCAUGGCUUUGAGCUGGUGGAACUCAGCCCGGAGGAGCUGCCUGAUGAAGACGAUGACUUCCCAGAGUCCACAGGAGUGAAACGAAUUGUACAAGCCUUGAACGCCAACGUGUGGUCUAACGUAGUGAUGAAGAGUGACAGGAAUCAGGGCUUUGGCCUUCUCAGUACGUUAGCAGGUGCGAACUGUAGCCUUGGGUCAGGAGAAAACCAAGAUCCAGAAUCCCAGCCACCGACGGCGGGCAGGGCAGAAUCGCGCUCGGAAGACGACAGAGAAGAUGCAGCUAGCACCAACAAUUUGCAGGUUGACAGCAUUGUAGAUCCCAUGCUCGAUAUGGAUAUUCAAGAGCUUGCCAGUCUGACCACAGGAGAAGGCGACCUGGAGAAUUUUGAACGACUGUUUUCAAAGCUGAAAGAAAUGAAAGACAAGGCAGCCACGUUGCCUCGUGAGCAGAGGAAGCUACAUGCAGAAAAGGUGGCCAAAGCCUUCUGGAUGGCGAUCGGAGGAGACCGAGACGAGAUAGAAGGCCUCUCCUCAGAUGAAGAAAACUAAGUUCUGUAGCUGCUUGCAGUAGAGCUGAUCGACAGCUGUGAAGUAACACUGGUCCCUCCGUCCCUGGACAAUAUUUUUUUUUUCCUUUUGCUGAAGACCCCAUUUUGCUUUGAUUGUUCGGCUGGUUGAAAGCCGCCGCCGCCGCCUCAAGCACUACAUUCCACAGCGCGUGCCGUGCAUUUCAAGACUUGUGCUUCCUUGCCGCUCCGUCCUACGGCCGCAUGCUCCAUCUUUGACAAGAAAAUAAUAAGUCCCUUUGCAUUUUUUCCAAUGGCCAUUUUUCAUUGUUUCCCCUCGAGUAUUCAAAGGACGUGUUCCUGGCCAUCACCUUGGGCUGCUGGUUGUCAGAGGCUCGAGACCUCACGCAACACACCCCCUGGGCAUCCCCCAUGUCCCAGGCUGGUCCCUCACAUGGAGGGGUGCAAGCUACAGGCCCACUUGGCAGGAGGUCUCCAAGAGCCCAAAGCAGUCCCAGGAGAUGGCCAGAGGCAUUGUGAGUGGAUCUCAGCCUUCCCUACAAGUCGGGGGGCCAGGAAGGAAGCCUCACUGGCCAAGGGACAGCGUGGGUAGGCUUGCAGUGACCUUUCCUACAGCUUCCUUCUGUGCUUUGCCAUCUCUGCCUGUUUCCUAAUGCACACACCCGGGGGCUGCACAGCCUAUAAGCUCGAGUGACCGCUUUUCUUGCCUCCUUGCUGCCCAGCUGGGCAAGACUUGGUUGUGCGGUAGACACGAGGCAACCAAGUAGAGUAGAACUACACGCACCCAAGACCAGCACUUACCCGAACACCCGAGAAAGUUGAUGCUUCGUCAUCUUGCUGCCUUGGGAAGUCUCUCACGUGGAAGACUGAUGGAGUUUUUUGAAGAGCUAAGAUGGUGCGUGACGGCGAGGUGGCUGAGCCCGAUGGCCUCGGGGAGCAACCGAACCGACCAGAGGCGCCCCCACGCCCAACCACUGUUCCUUGUCGUGCUGCAGAGUCGGGGGGAUUGGCGAGGGAGAGGUGCUAGCACUGCUCAGAAGACCCUGCUGCUCACCUUUUGCACGUGAAACUGUGUCUGACCUCAAGAAGAUGUGUGAAACCACAGCAGAGCUCUGCCUGAUGAGCACGGUUUGGUCAGAAUUCAAGGGCUCUGGAAUAGCCGGGAUUGUCAGCCUGGGUAAGGGAAGUGUUCACAAUGGGUCUUGUCAGUGCAAUUACCACAACUAUCCCUAAAGUCCUUGCUGUCAGUCGGUAUCUUAGUCAAAGCACGGUAGCUUAAAAAAAAUAAAUGUUCGCGCGUCAGACUAGCUGUUGUGGAUAGAAAACUGUAGGGACUUAAAAGAUCCUUCCAGAUUGUGUUGUACUUUUUUUUUCCUUUUAUGAUCUAAAGUCUGUUUGUUUGGUGGGGUUUUUUGUUUUUUUUUUUGGCUGCAGAAGUUCUCAGCAAAAUCAGUAUUUCAAAAAUGAAUAAAGCACUUGUUCGUGGAAAAGCUAAA